UCACAAGCACUCCCAUUGCAAGCAGAUAGAUGAAACGGAGCAAUGCUACUAAUGGAGCUAAAGCAAACAAAGAAAAUGCACAUCUUUGUUAGCCUCGAUUUUGGAAUCUUGCUUUGGAUUAAUUGUUUACUGCCAUGGAGGAUAUAGAACAUCUGAUUGGUUUCUUCACUGGGUAAUAAUUUUUGAGAAUCCAGGAUGACAAAGACAAUAGGAUACCGAGACUGGAGAUGGCAGGCGCUCUGGUGGCAUACAUUUUUUCUCCUGUGGAGUACAAUAGAAGCACAGACUCGUUACAGCAUCCCAGAGGAACUAAAACCGGGAUCUGUGGUCGGAAAUCUCGCCAAAGAUUUGGGUUUGUCAUUAUCUGACAUUUUUGACCGUAAGCUGCGGGUCGCCUCUGAGGCUGGCGAGCAGUUUUUCAGCGUGGAUGCGGGGAAGGGAGAGCUGGUGGUGAAUGACAGAAUAGACAGAGAGGCUCUGUGUGGACAAAGCGCCAGUUGCGUUUUAACUCUGCAAGUUGUGAUUGAUACACCUUUACAGCUGUACAGAGUAGAGGUGGAAAUACAAGAUGUUAAUGAUAAUUCUCCCAGAUUCCCGUUGACUGAAAAAACAUUGCAAAUAGCCGAGUCGGCAGCGGCUGGGGUGCAUUUUCCACUAGAAACAGCUCAAGAUCUUGAUGUUGGAGUCAACUCAGUGAGAUCAUAUACUUUAAGUAAAGAUGAAUUUUUUAGUUUGAAAAUCAAAGAUGUGUCUGGUGGUAAAAGAGUUCCAGAGUUAGUUCUAUCUAAAUCUGUUGACAGAGAGAAAAAAUCCACACACAAACUGACGCUCAUUGCUAUAGAUGGUGGAAAUCCAGUAAGGUCUGGGACCUGCCAAAUAACCAUAAAUGUCCUCGAUAUUAACGACAAUUUUCCUACAUUUGAGAAGAGCCUUUAUAAAGUUUCCAUAAGCGAAAACGCACAAAACGGGGCAUCAAUUCUUACAUUGACAGCUAAAGAUGCCGAUGAAGGUCUCAACGGAGAGGUCGAGUUUGCAUUUGGUGCGCAUACAUCAGAUAAUGUCCUGUCUGUGUUUGAUAUAGAUUCGUUAACUGGGGAAAUACGCUUGAUUGGGAGUUUAGAUUUUGAAACUAAUACUAAUUAUGAGAUUGAUGUUUCCGCUACAGACAAAGGAAACCCGAGAAUGGAGGGGCAUUGCACUGUCCAUAUUGAAGUGUUAGACGUUAACGAUAAUCCUCCAAAUAUAUUUCUGACCUCUCAACCAAACUCGGUGCCUGAGAACGCACCAAGCGGUACUGUGGUGGCUUUAAUUAGCGCAAGAGAUGUUGACUCUGGCGAUAAUGGUAAAGUUAUAUUGCAGCUUCCCAAAGAUACUCCCUUUAAGCUGAAACCGUCCUUUUCUGACAAUUAUGCUUUAAUCACAAACGGUGCUUUAGACAGAGAACACUUCUCAGAGUAUAAUGUCGAGAUAGCCGCCACUGACUUGGGCUUACCACCGAUGUCCAGCAAAAAGACAAUUAAGGUUAAUAUUACUGAUAUAAAUGACAAUCCACCUGUAUUUACGCAACUAACAUAUACAGUGUAUUUAAAGGAAAAUGGAUUACCAGGAUCUAUACUUUACUCAGUUUCAGCAUCUGAUCUGGAUUCUGGUGAAAACGCAAAGAUCUCUUACUCCAUACUGGACUCUAAAGUGCAGGACGUCUCUGUCUCAUCUUAUGUUUACAUUAACUCAGAUAACGGAAGCAUCUACAGCAUGCACUCGUUUGACUAUGAGAAGCUGAAGGUGUUUCAGAUUCAGGUUCAGGCAAAGGACCAGGGCUCUCCCUCUCUCAGCAGCAACGCCACUGUCCAUGUUUUUAUCCGGGACCAGAACGAUAAUGCCCCCGCUGUUAUUUACCCCUCCUCCGCUGCCCUGGGCUCCCUCUCUCAUCAGAGGAUGCCCCGCUCCGCUAAGGCUGGUCACCUGGUUACUAAGGUGACGGCUGUGGACGCUGACUCGGGCCAUAACGCCUGGAUCUCUUACAGACUGGCGGAGGCCACAGACGCCUCUCUGUUCACCGUCAAUCAGUACACAGGGGAGGUGAGGACUAAACGCGCUGUGUCCGAGCAGGACGACUCCUCUCAGAGGCUGCUGGUAGAGAUCAAGGAUGACGGGGAACCGGUUCAGUCCACCACCGUCACGGUGUCCAUCCUACUGGAGGACGGUCUCCAUGAGCCCAUCUUAGACCUCCGACACAAACUGUCCGAGCCCAGCAAGAAAACUGGCAGAAUCACCCUUUAUUUGAUCCUGUCUCUGGCCUCGGUGUCCGUGCUGUCUCUGGUGACUUUUCUCAUCUUAGCGGUGAAAUGCAUCAGGAGCAGCAGAAACGGGAGCUGCUGCAUGAGACGGAGCGACUGUGAUGAAUACAAGAACCCCAACAGAAACCUGCAGAUUCAGCUCAACACUGAUGGACCUAUAAAGUACGUGGAGGUCCUGGGAGGAGACAUGAUGUCUCAGAGUCAGUCCUUCAGGUCCUGCAUGUCUCCAAUGUCAGAGUACAGUGAUUUCACUUUGAUCAAACCCAGCAGCACCACAGACUUUAGAGAAGUCAUCAGUGUUCUGGAUGCGUCUUUACCCGACAGCACCUGGACCUUUGAGAGCCAGCAGGUGAGCCAAAAAAUAAUUAGAUUUUCAUAAACACUUUCUUUGGGUUUUAUUAUUAUUAUUACUUUGUUGUUGUCUUUUUGUUUUGUUGUU
Girardinichthys multiradiatus is the source of this 2736-nucleotide messenger RNA. RefSeq names its product protocadherin gamma-C5-like. Bases 196 to 2676 code for a protein of 826 amino acids. Gene Ontology annotation, biological process: homophilic cell-cell adhesion. The transcript has a single exon. Gene Ontology annotation, molecular function: calcium ion binding. The record is from RefSeq and is a predicted model, not a curated record. Gene Ontology annotation, cellular component: plasma membrane. NCBI's taxonomy places the organism in Eukaryota, Metazoa, Chordata, Actinopteri, Cyprinodontiformes, Goodeidae.